Parasteatoda tepidariorum (common house spider) is the source of this 1099-nucleotide messenger RNA. The record is from RefSeq and is a predicted model, not a curated record. NCBI's taxonomy places the organism in Eukaryota, Metazoa, Arthropoda, Arachnida, Araneae, Theridiidae.
CACCGUUAGCAUCAAUUGGCAAUAGGAGGAAAAGUAUUCACCGCGUGUUAUAAAAGGAUAUUACAACAACUAUCCCAAAAAGUUGCUCCUCUUCUGUUUCAAACCAUGGAUUAUUGAGUGAGAAAAUUAAAUAGAAAAUAAUAGUGUGCUGUGUUUGUGGUGCAAGGAUCGAACUGGAAUACCUUUUGGAUAUAAAUAAUAAAAUGUGCUUGUGUUUCGGAUGUCACAUACCCCCCUGACAUCCGUCCCCCUUUUUUCAUAAUUUAGGAUAAAAAUUCAAAAUGAGUGAAGGAAGGCGGCUAAGGGUGAGGGAGCAAGGUGGUACAAAGGGGUCUUCCAAACCUUCUAGACCCCUUAAGAAAGUUCGAAAUCGUCUGAGCUCUGUGAAUUGCAGCAAUGAGGAAAGUACGGAGGGAGAGGAUGAUCAGGGGGUGACGGGGGGUGCUCGUAAAAUUAGUGGGAGUAAUCGAAGUCAUCGGCCGGCCGAUGAUAAAGAGGAAGAAGAUCUCAAAAGUGGAUUACCAAUUAUGAACGGAAAAAAUAGUGCUCUGGCUGAAGAAGAUAUUAUUGAUGGAUUUUUGAUUUUGAGUUUUUUGACCUAUCAGGAUUUAGAGCACGAGAUGAAAGGCAGUGUAGACAAGAUGUCCCUCCCAGCAGACGAUAUUCUUCCUGAAGGGGUCGUUAAUUCCCAUUCGGAAGGUGAAAUGAAGGAAGGCAUAAGGAAUGGUGAUGAAUCUAACUGUAACCAUAUCUUCUCUAAUGGUCUCGAUGACCAGGAUAAAGAUGAGUUUGUUGGGGAGAAUAACAAUGAACCCACCACUCCGAAUCAAAAUUUUGUUUCCUUGUCUCCAAAGCCUGAAGAAUUACUUCCUUCCAAUAACAAUUCCCAUUCCAGACUUAAAACUGAGAGUAAAGAAGAAAAAACACUUAAUAAUACCGUGAGUACAUUUUUGAAAAUAAUUUGUUGUCAUCACAAAGUAUGAAAGUACUAUUUUUUGCUUUGAAGCAAAGUAUCGCCUUAACGAAAAGUACAAAUGAACGGUAACUAUAUCAAAAAUAUUAAACAACGUAAGAAUUUUUUGUUUUUAAGAAGUUUGCA